Molecule: messenger RNA, 3590 nt
Organism: Daphnia pulex (common water flea)
Lineage: Eukaryota; Metazoa; Arthropoda; Branchiopoda; Diplostraca; Daphniidae
Exons: 5
Coding region: 1026-3356 (776 amino acids)
Source: RefSeq, a predicted model, not a curated record
GGGACAGCACGCCUGUUGCAGAGAAAACUCUCAAGAAACUGACUACUCGCCUUAUAGCAUUGGACAAGAGCCUGCGCAACGACGAAGAAGCAAAAUCGACAUCUGAUACUGCCUAUCUCAGUAAGCCGAACAGAGAUGAAUCACAGCACAAAGAGCAAGCACUUCCUGCCCAGUACGGUCAGAACAAAGGAAAAAGCCACCCUUCCAGUCAACAUGCUGGUAUACCGAGAACAUGCUGGGAGUGCAACUCCACUACGCAUGUUAGAGCUCAAUGCCGUCAAUACAAACGCCGGCGUGAGAGAGAAGGAGAAGAAGCGGACAGAAAAAGGAAGCGUUACGAUCGACAUGACAGAAGAGAUGAUAAACUAUGUAAGCUCCCAGGAGCAACUGGCCGAUGCACUCACGAAACCCCUGGCUGCUCCACGCUUCAAGUAUCUCCGUGACAAGAUUGGCGUUCGGGGUGUAGGGGAGGUGUAACUGAAGAGUUAAAGGAGGCUGAUAUUUCUUUUCUUAUUAUUUGUCUUGUGACACUGAACCUAGUAUUUAUGUCUGAUUCAAAUAUGCUGUGUAUUCUGUGCUCAUGUUUAUUUUUGGGGGUCCAGUUUGAGGGGAGGUGUUGAGUAUAAAAGAUAAACAAACUGGACAGUGCGGCAACGCAGGAUAGCCAGGAAAGAAGAGAGGGGGAGAAGGACCUACCCAGACAAAGGAAUAAGAGAGGGGGACUCAGUGCUGUUGACGAUUGUGGCUAGGCGAGUAGCAAUACAAAGCGUUCUUUGCAGCAAACAGGUUCACGUGUUAAUUUCUAUAUCAACACCUAUUACCAAUAACGAGGCAACCACUGCCAACUUGAUCAAUCAAAAUUUUUGAAUGCCGGGAACGAAAAUGCAGCUCUCGUUCCCGGCUUUGUUAAACCGACGUUGUUAAAGUGGCUGUACAAACAAUUGUUGUUGAAUAAAAAUAAGAGAGCUAGAGGACGACGCUUCACAAAUGAAGCACUUAUUCGCUUUUGUGUGAACUUCUAUUGUAUGGCCGGUAAAAAUUCGUAUGAAGUUCUGUGUGCAAAUUUUCACGGCGCCGUCCCUGGUCUGCGUACAGUCAAAUCGAAGCUCUCUCGGUACGAUAGAUCCGUCCCGGAAGGUGUAGUGAACGUCAAAUAUUUAAAGGAUUUCCUCAUUCAAAACAAUUUACCUCUCAUCGUGUCUAUUAGUGAAGACUGUACCGCUAUUGUGUCACAGAGAAAUUAUGACAGCGCUUCUAAUUCCGUGAUGGGUGUCAGUCUACCAAUGGAAGCAAACGGACUAAGAAAUCACAGACGCGCGGUAGUCACAGAUAUAAAAUCAAUUGUCGACGUGUUUGAAGAGUUCCCUCGAGCAACGCUGGUGCUUGUAGUUAUGGCGCAACCCCUAGUCGACAGCAUUCCGCCGAUCCGUAUUCUUACAUUUUGUACGGACAACAAGUUCACUGCGGAGGACGUAAAGGCUCGCAUGCAUUCGAUAAUAACAGCAUUAGCAGCGGAAGGGAUUCUUGCCCUUGUUUGUUCCGCAGACGGAGAUGCCCGCGAAAUGAAAUUUAUGCGUGAAACGGAAGAGCUGGGUCUUCCGGUUCCAAAAAGUAUCCCUGUUGGCCAGGAAACGCUUUAUUCCCUUAAAAAGUCAUAUUUUUAUUUUGCUGCUAUUAAAAUCGGAUGUGGCAUAUCAGUCCAGGAUCCCAUUCAUUUAGUGGCGAAGUUGCGAAUGAGACUAAUUAGAUCAGAAAAAUUUAUAGCGAUUGGCAAUUACAUUGCUUCACCGGUCCACUUGCAAACCCUAAUGAAUCAAUAUGAUAAAAGUCGACAUCUGCUAAAACCUGAGGAUCUCAACGCGCACGAUAAAAUGAACUAUGGAUCGGCAGAGAGAUUAUGUCAACCCCAUGUUUCCCAACUGCUCCAGCAUGUUGAAGGUUCGGAAGCGACGCAGUUCUAUCUUAGGUUGAUGAAUUACUCUGCUUCAAGUUUUUUGGAUAAAAAUUUGUCGCCACUGGAUCGAGUAUAUCGAAUGUGGUACGUGGUGUUCAGUCUACGACUGUGGCGCUAUUGGAUCACCUGUGAUAAGGCGUACACUUUGGCUGCAAAUUUUAUGACACUAAACGUGUAUCUUUGCGCCGAGUUUAACGCUCAUGCUUUGGUACUUAUAGUAUUAGCCUUAAAAGACAAACCAGAAGCUUUCAAACCAUGGCUGUGUACCAGCCAACCAUGUGAAAGUUACUUCAGAGGUGGCCGCUCUUGCACUACAAACUGCUCAACAAUGGUGAACUUUACCGCUCGCGAGUUUUUCAAAUCUCGAUGCCGCAAAAUUGAUGCAACCAUUCGCCUUACAUCAGACGGAGUGAAGGAUGGCCUGUCCUAUCCUCGUUUCGAGCGCCCUUUUGACCAGCCGACAAACCAACGCGUGUGGGAAAUGCCGUCGAUGGCAGAGAUGGACUGUAAAAUCCGCGUUGCUCUCGCCGAUGCCGAAAAAGAUUUGAAAAAACUAGGUUUGCGAGUAUCCGGCAAGGACAAGUAUUGCUUCAAUAAGCAGCUAGCUGAGCAACUUUUCAGAAUUAAAAAAACAAGAAAAAAAAAUGACAAUUCGACCUCGUCGGCCGAUUAUGAAUUUCUUGACGAGAGCGAUGAAUCGCAUUUUGACCUAAGAGAAGAUGUUUUCAGUCGAGAGGCUCAGGAAAAUAACUUGGAAGAAGGAGACAGGGAUUAUGAGUUCGACACUCUUGGGGCUGUCAUGAAUGGCACAUUCCGUGAUCUUUCAAAAACUCAUCCCGUUCAUGAUAACAUUAAAAACACAGCCUUUGCUACUCUUGUCCGACCUGAUGGACACACCCAAGUUGUUUCCAAACAGACAAUCUGUUGGUUUCUAGAGGGAAUGGUGUGGAAAAAUAGCAGCGACCGUAAGUGGAGAUUUGCAGGUUGCCCCUCUGGUUUUUUUAAAAGAAAAAGAACAAUCACAAAAGUUGAAAAAACUACCCUCAAAAACGGCCUUUGGGCAGUUUUCAUUACAGCAGAUGGACGAGAUUAUCUCCUCGGACAAGUUCUAGCCUUAGUUGCAAUGGAUGGGAAAAGUAUUCGUUGUGUGAAUGAGUGGAAUGUGGAUGAAAAAACAGAAACCCGUGUUCUGUGUCAAUGGUACAAUAUGGUUAGAGAAAACGGGAAGCUAACGGGUAAAUUGACUAGAACAUUUAUGUUCAGUAAUGGCUAUUAUUCCUGCAAAUACUAUAUAUGUACUUGUCCCAUCCCUAAUUCUGUUCAGCUUGAAGAUGAAGACGGUUUACUGUUUGAUGUAGAAGUUGUCAAUCAAUUGUCCCGCUUCUGUCAAUUUAAAGAAUAAAAUCUGACAACUCUGCUGUAUAACCGCCUCCGGUAAAACAAAAGUCCCAAAAAACCAUUUAUUUCGCUAGAAAAGUUAAAAAACACAAGAAAACCGGGAAAAGAAAAUAACCUACGCAUAAGCAAAAACCCUAUGUCUUGUUCAGUCUUGUUGUGCUAUUUGUCUAAUGGCGCGGAAAACUUUCCAAAAACAACAAAAAACUCUCACCUACAAAAAACUUUUUUUGAGUUUCCG